AUGAAGAAGAAUUUGAAGAAAAAAGGAAAACUUUUGUCUAUUUCCAAAGAUUGUGAAGUAGAAGUAUCUCUUCAAGAAGAUGGGUUCAAAGGUUCUUGGUUUAGAGCUAUCCUCGAGCAAAAUCCGACGAGAGUGAAAGGAAAAAAGCUUCGGGUUUGUCACAAAACUUUGUUCAACGAAGACGGUGUAAAUCCUUGCAAGGAAACUAUUGAACGAUGUUUUAUUCGGCCGGUCCCGCCGAAAUAUCUGAAUGAGGGUGUCGUAUUCAAGGAAGGGUCGGUGGUGGAUUCUUAUUUUAAUAAUGGUUGGUGGACUGAUCAUAUCGUAGUUGAAAGGCCAGAUGGUAGUUUUUUUGUUUACUUUGAUGAUCCACCAGACAUAAUGAGAUUCAUCAGAAGCCAAUUGAGACCUCAUGCUGAUUGGAUCGGCUCCGAAUGGGUCAAAAGCAAAAACAAGGUAUUGAGUCAACAUAUGUUUAGAACAGGAAAGUUGGUGGAAAUGACCCGUGAAAUUAGUGAAAGUGAAAAGGAAAAAAUUUGGGUCCGAGCAUUAGUAAUUACAGAGAUUCAAGGGGGUGAUAGAAGAAAUUUUUUGAUCAAAAGAUGUACAAUCUCACAAAAUUCGAGUGAUGAAGCGGAAGGAAAACAUUCAAUAGUUGAUAUUUGCAAAAUUAGGCCAUCUCCUCCUCGAGAUAUUUGUGCAGAGUACAGUCUAAACGACUAUGUUGAAGUGGUUGUUACACAUGGGUGGCGCAAAGGUCGAGUGACGGAAAUUCUCCUUGAAAACAAUUACAGUGUGUAUUUCGCUGCCACAAAAGAGGAUGCGAGUUUUAAUUAUACUGAGAUUAUGUUGUCAAUGGAGUGGCUAGGUGGUGGUAGUUGGAUCAAAGCACAUGAGAGUGAAUUUGAAAAUAAUGCUGUCACACCAAUCAGACCCGCUCAAGAGAGCCCUAGUAACACACUUGUUUUAGAAUCCAAUGAAGAUGAUACGGUGAAUGAUGAUGCCACCGAAAUCAAAUCCUCUCGAGAGAGCUACAGUAACACUUCUUUUUUAGAAGCCACUGAGACUGAAACACAAAACCAUGAACCCGUAGAUGGAGUGGAGUUACCAUUACCUCAUGAAUCAGAUGAUAUGAUGGAUGAUGUAGCCACUCCAAUCAUAGACCCUCAAGAGAUACCACGAGGUGAAAUGAUGAGUAAAUCUGAUGGUAAGAUUGCUUUGCCAAAAAGAAUCUCCGAACCUGGUACAAAUGGAGGUGUAUUGGAUAGAAUUAACAAGCACUCCAACCUGAAGUUGGUUGGUACAGUUGAAAACGUUUUGGGCAGAGAAUUCAAGAAGCUUGAAGAUUCAUUCUUGGCUCCGGUAAUUAAGAUGGGAAGGAGGCAGAGGCAUAUGGUGUUUUCAAGGCAUUUGAUUCAUCACUUACUCUUAAGGAGAAUUGAUAUAGGCAAAAAGGGUUUGUGGUUUUCUUUUGGAGAACAACUAAUGAGAUUUUCUCUAAGAGAAUUCCACUUGGCAAAGGGUCUGCCUUGUGUUGUUGACAAAGAUGAAGAGGAAGUGGAGACUUCAGCAACAAAAAACAAGAAGAAAGACCCAUGGAUGAAGAAGAAUCAAACUUUAAACACUUUGCUUAAUCUACUUGUGAAAAAGAGUACAGAGCUUACUGCUGAUCAGAGAUUAAGGUUGGGAGCUACAAUCCUUGUGGAAGGGAUAUUAAUGGCAAGCAAUCCAGUGACAAGUAUACCAGAAGAGCGUCUGCUUAGAGCUAGAAAUUUCAAAGAGUUUUGCAAGUAUCCCUGGGGGAAUUUGGCAUUUGAUUAUUUACGAAAAGAAGUGGAGAGCUUGACCUAUACAAAGUUGACGGAGAAAGAUCAAUAUGCGAUUUUUGGCUUUAUAUAUCCACUUCAGCUAUGGGCGUUAUCUUCUGUGAAUCAACUAGGCACGUUCUUUGGUAUUAGGAAUGAUGAAAUUCAGUUUCCCUUGUGCUUGCAUUGGAUAGAAACCAAAUCGCUUACUAUUGAAGAGGUUAACAGAUUCGACAAAAUGGAGAAGGUAACCUUUUAUAAUGUUUUAUAAAACUGUUUUAAUCUUUGCAUUCUUAUUUUAUCGAUUGUUUGAUCAUAUGCAAACAUUUGUCAGGUUGAUGUCAAAUGUAUCCUUGGAGAUCCCGAAUUGCAUAGCGACUUGGUUGAAGAUGUUGACUGUGAAUUUGGAAGAGUUGUUGAUCUUGUCAAAAGAGGAUAUCGUUUGAAGAGACAAAAUUGGCUCAAUGGAAGUGUCGACAUUGCCGUUGCUGAAGCUGAAGUGGACGAAAAUAAUUCUGCUCCUGGGAUUGAUGCAACUGAUCAAGAAAAGAUUGAAUUCCUCACUAAGAAGGUAGUGUCUGUUGAAGAAAAAGUGAAGUACCUUGAAGGUCUUUUGAACAUUCGUGGAGAAA
Molecule: messenger RNA, 2437 nt
Organism: Brassica napus (rape)
Lineage: Eukaryota; Viridiplantae; Streptophyta; Magnoliopsida; Brassicales; Brassicaceae
Product: DUF724 domain-containing protein 3-like
Exons: 5
Coding region: 1-2076 (691 amino acids)
Source: RefSeq, a predicted model, not a curated record